This is a messenger RNA of Myripristis murdjan (pinecone soldierfish), 1253 nucleotides long. RefSeq names its product homeobox protein HMX1-like. Gene Ontology annotation, biological process: regulation of transcription by RNA polymerase II; negative regulation of DNA-templated transcription. The coding region runs from base 340 to 1209 and encodes 289 amino acids. The transcript has 3 exons. Lineage: Eukaryota; Metazoa; Chordata; Actinopteri; Holocentriformes; Holocentridae. Gene Ontology annotation, cellular component: nucleus. Gene Ontology annotation, molecular function: DNA-binding transcription factor activity, RNA polymerase II-specific; RNA polymerase II transcription regulatory region sequence-specific DNA binding. The record is from RefSeq and is a predicted model, not a curated record.
UUGACCUAAAUAAAGCAUCUCUGCGACCCCCCCAAGGCGGACUAUCACACAGCGAACAGGAGGGCAUUAGACGAGGAAUUCUCUGAUUUUUCUGAAGUAAUUCUCCUCGCUUUAUGCUCUGCUCAACCUAAGACGAAAUUUCUGGCUGGAUCUCGCACAACCGGACAACUGGCUCGGGCUAUGCUGGCUCUCAUGGAUCGCGUCGGUGUGGCUUGUGAGGAGCUGAAGACACCACUGCUGGGAAACAGAAGAAAUCCACGGGAAUGACUUUAUAGUAGCUACAGCGCCAUAAUUAAAAGGUUAAAAGCGGGUGGAAAGGGACAAAUAGAAAACCUCAGUAUGCUUGACGAUAAAGCGCCGAGAUCACAGCGUGGUCCUGCUUCGAGAGGCUCGUCGUUUUACAUUGAGAAUUUACUUGGGACUGCAGACAGAGGGGUUUCCGCUGAGGACCGGACUGAGGCCACGGAGCCGAAAGAGACUGUCCACAGACAAGUGUCCUCUCCGGGGCUGGAGACGCGACGUCUGACCGGCACCGACUUACUGAACUGGUGCGAGACAUCACCCAGCAAGCCGUACAGCAGCUCAAGGAGCCCACAGUAUCAGCACAGCCACUCGGAUGAACGGGGACUCCCUGUGCACAGCAGCGACCGGGAUUCCCCGACUUUAUCUAGAUCUGCGGAGGACGGCGAAGAGCCGGAGGAGAGAGGAGACUGCAGUGUGACGGACGGCAGAGAGGAGGAGGACGCGCGGUCCUCAAGCUGCACCAGAGAGGACGGCAGUGAGACAGGUGACACGAAAGCGGCGCGGAAGAAGAAGACGCGCACGGUGUUCAGCCGCAGUCAGGUGUUUCAGCUGGAGUCCACCUUCGACCUGAAGCGCUACCUGAGCAGCUCGGAGAGAGCAGGGUUGGCCGCUUCCCUGCAGCUCACAGAGACCCAGGUCAAGAUCUGGUUUCAGAACCGCAGGAACAAGUGGAAGAGGCAGAUCGCAGCGGACAUGGAGGCCAGCGGAGCCGCCGUCCCCUACCCGGUCCAGAGGAUAGUCCGGGUUCCCGUGUUGUAUCGCGAGAACCCCCCGCCUGUGCCACUGACCAGCCUGCCUCAAGUGUCGCCACCCGUGGUUGGCUUCUCUAGUGCUAUUAACUAUCCUCUUACCCAUUUCGCUCACCCGGUGUCUUUCCUAACUUCGCAAAUGACUGGACUGGUGUGACUUUAAUACAUUAAAAGCGGGUAGUGGGGUGGAGAUGCUGCUGG